This is a messenger RNA of Tilletiaria anomala UBC 951, 1199 nucleotides long. RefSeq names its product DUF947-domain-containing protein. The record is from RefSeq and is a predicted model, not a curated record. Gene Ontology annotation, cellular component: nucleolus; 90S preribosome. The transcript is spliced from 4 exons. Gene Ontology annotation, biological process: maturation of SSU-rRNA from tricistronic rRNA transcript (SSU-rRNA, 5.8S rRNA, LSU-rRNA). NCBI's taxonomy places the organism in Eukaryota, Fungi, Basidiomycota, Exobasidiomycetes, Georgefischeriales, Tilletiariaceae. Bases 90 to 1112 code for a protein of 340 amino acids.
GUUUUCGCCAUAGGACACAUCUUCGUGGUUUGUUUAAGAGCCCUUGUCGCGUUGAAAGACUUUUCUGUGUGAAAAGCAUUGAAGAGAGAAUGUCGGACGAGGAGGAAGACGGGCGCUCCGGCGCUUUUGGCCAGUACAUUGGGUCAGACGAGGACGUCCUUCCCUCGAGUGGCGAAGAUGACGGCUCAAGCGACAAUGGCGAAUCUUCAUUCGAGUCUCAGGAAGAAAAGCAAGAGGCUGAGUUAAAGAAAAGUAUUGCAGCUCUUCCUUUCGAAUCGUUGCUCAAGGCGAGAGGCAAGCUGUCCCGCGCCAGCCAGACGAGUGGCAAGAUAGGUAGUCUUCGCGAAGGGGUUGAUCAGGAGGUUGAAAUCUCUCGCCGCUCUGAUCUACGGGAGCAAGCAAUUCAACGGAAAAGAAAAGCACAUGAAUUAGGGCAACGAAGUGAUAAGCAUGCCCCUACGGAAGUCAGUUCGCGCAAGCCAGUAGGGCGACGAAGGGAGGUCGUUGAGACAGCAAAGGUGCAACGACGAGAUCCGCGAUUCUCCUCUCUGACCUCCGGGCCUCUCAACAAAGACCUGUUCAACAAGUCAUAUGGCUUUGUGAACGACUUGAUGUCACAAGAAAUCACGACCUUGCGCUCUACGCUGUCUUCUCUCAAAGCAAAAGAACGGACGCAAGCCGGCCCCAAAGCCAGGUCGGAGUAUGCGCUGCAGAUCCGCCAAGAGCGCGAGCGGGUAGAGAUGGCUCUACGCCGAGCCGAAAGCAAGGCGGCCGAGCGCGAGCGCCGCACACGCGAGGAAAUGGUUGACAAAGAGCAGAAACAGAAGAACAAGGAGCGUGUCAAAGCGGGUUUGCAGCCUUUCUACCUGAAGAAAUCUGAAAAGAAGGAGCUGCUGCUCAAGCAAAAGUUCGAGCAGCUCUCGGGCGGGCCGAAGGAGAGCGCAGAGAGCUCUAGCUCGGCGAAGAGGAAGCUUCGCAAGGCGAUGGAGAAACGGAGAAAGAAGAAUGCGGCCAAGGAACGAAAGACUCUUCCAUUCACGGACGCCAGGGCUUCUGGGCCGUCCAGAUCAGCGGCAGCGCCUCAACCGAAGCGACUGAAGACAAGUUCGUGACUCCCGCUCUUCUGCCCUCUACGAUGAUCCAUGUAGCCUUAUUCGUCAACUGUACCAUAUAAUACGCAAUCGCUGUACUGCAAGCCG